Xylona heveae TC161 is the source of this 2031-nucleotide messenger RNA. RefSeq names its product glycosyltransferase family 22 protein. Gene Ontology annotation, molecular function: alpha-1,2-mannosyltransferase activity. The coding region runs from base 1 to 2031 and encodes 676 amino acids. The record is from RefSeq and is a predicted model, not a curated record. Gene Ontology annotation, biological process: GPI anchor biosynthetic process. Gene Ontology annotation, cellular component: endoplasmic reticulum membrane. Lineage: Eukaryota; Fungi; Ascomycota; Xylonomycetes; Xylonales; Xylonaceae. The transcript is spliced from 5 exons.
AUGCCUUCAGAGCCCCGGCGAGCAGGGAAACCUCCUGAGGGGGUAGAUCAUGGUAUAAAUUUCAAGAAGAAGCUUGCCCACUACAAGCAGGAGGUUCAAUGGCGCGACAUUUUCCUUUUCCUGCUCGCGUUUCGUAUUCUAAACGCAUUGUCCAUUCGGACAUUUUUUCAGCCAGAUGAAUAUUUUCAAUCGCUUGAGCCGGCAUGGCAGAUGACUUUUGGGUCUGAUAGCGGCGCAUGGAUUACUUGGGAAUGGCAGCAUCGACUUCGCUCUUCGAUUCAUCCAGCCAUAUUUGCCGCGGUCUAUUUCAUCGCCUCGAAAAUCGCUACGUUACUCCAUUUUGCACCGUCCUAUACAGCUGAGCUAUUGGUCGCAGCACCCCACGUACUUCAAGCUAUCUCUGCGGCGCUAUGCGAUUACUAUACUGCAAAAUUGGCAGAAAAACUAUAUGGAAGAGGCAGUAACGCGGCGUGGGCUACUCUUGCAUUGACUGUAUGUAGUCCAUGGCAGUGGUUUUGUUCCUCGCGAACCUUGUCGAACUGUCUCGAGACAACCUUGACGAUCUCAGCGCUGUUCCUUUGGCCGUGGCACCGGUUUCGAGGCUUUCCCAGAGAAAGCGAAAAGCAGGGCGACGACUCCGCUCGCUCCGCUCGUGCUGAGCUCAGAAAGCUUCGACUGUGUCUCAUUUUAGCCGCUUCGGCGUCAAUCCUUCGUCCAACAAACCUGCUAAUAUGGCUGUGUUUGUCAACAUUUGCUGUGUUAGAUGGGUUUAACCUGUGCCCAUACUGGAACCCAGUUGCAUGGGUUAAGGCUCCUUCUGCUACGCCUUCUCAGACAAGCAAGCGCGAGCUCCUUCUACUUGUCCGUGAGAGUGUUUUGUCACUGGUUUUGGCCAUCUCCGCAUUCUCGGACCGCCUAUACUAUGGAGUCUGGACUUUUCCCCCAUAUCAUUUUCUCCACUUCAACAUUGCACAGUCAUUAGCCGUCUUCUACGGCCGGAAUGACUGGCACUAUUACCUGUCCCAAGGCAUACCGCUCCUUCUUACGACAGCUCUGCCAUUUGGUCUCCUCGGACUAUGGCAAGCGAUCCGCCAGCCGCUCUCUUCAAAGAAGACAACAACAUCAUCUCAGGCUCGAGCAGACGAAAUAAGAUACCAACUCGCUCUCACUGUCGUAAUCCUUGUAUCCACCCUCUCACUUAUCUCUCACAAAGAAGUUCGCUUCAUAUACCCACUUCUUCCAAUACUGCAUAUUCUAGCAUCGCAACCAUUAGCGACAUUCUUCACCUCAGCCAGUAGUGCUCAGGAGAGCAAAAGUGAAGAGCACGAUAACGGAAGCCCUAACAACCUCACCCCGAAACAAUCUACUCUUCGCAAAGGAGUACCCCUCUACGUUCUUCUCUUUCUCAACAUCGCCAUAGCAUACUACACUACACAAGUCCAUCAGUCUGGGCCACUAUCCGUGAUGGCUCACCUUCGACAGGAGCACGAGAAACGCAAUCUCGCAGUGUCCCCUGCUUCUUCCUUAUCUACUGACAGUGCUUCCGAUUCAGACACAUUCAGCACGGUUGGCUUUCUCAUGCCAUGCCACUCGACCCCCUGGCGCAGUCAUCUUGUCUAUCCGAAUUUACAUGCCUGGGCACUUGGCUGCGAGCCUCCAAUUUCACUCAACCCCGCCGAGCGAGCAGUCUAUGUCGAUGAGGCAGAUCGAUUCUAUGCCAACCCUCUGGAGUUUCUACGAACAGAGAUGGCUCUUAUACCGCGUAACAAAGUAUAUGUUGAUGAGAACAUUACAAAAGCAGGCAACAAAAAUAAUGUUCAAAAGUACUGGCCUCAAUAUCUGGUCUUUUUUGAACAGGCUGAGCCUACAUUGCGGACCUUUUUCAACGACCUUGCUGCCAGCAAAGAAACUCGAGAACUUUAUGAGAAUAUCUCUUAUCGAGAAUGCUGGCGUACCUUUAACACCCAUUGGCACGACGACUGGCGACGAAAAGGAGAUAUCGUGAUAUGGUGUCGACAACGAAGUCACUAG